Molecule: messenger RNA, 1969 nt
Organism: Parasteatoda tepidariorum (common house spider)
Lineage: Eukaryota; Metazoa; Arthropoda; Arachnida; Araneae; Theridiidae
Product: homeobox protein orthopedia
Biological process (GO): neuron differentiation; regulation of DNA-templated transcription
Molecular function (GO): DNA-binding transcription factor activity, RNA polymerase II-specific; DNA binding
Source: RefSeq, a predicted model, not a curated record
ACAGAUGAGUACUGAGAAACACAUGUUUUAAAGUCAAUUUCAACCCGGAUCUUCUUAUCAUUUCAAGAGAAUCCUGGACCAGUUCAUUCUUUCAUCUCUAUUCAAGAAGUCACUUUUUUCAACAAUCGAAGAUUUGCAAAAUCAAACCCAGAUGUUGAAAUUGUUUGAUGUUGCCGACUUCCAGUCACUUUUGUCACCUUUUCAAUCGAUAGCCAACUCUCAGGUAUAUAGUUCGAUGCAUGAAAAAACGUCAUCAGCAUUUCAAAUUAGGAGAGGAUAAUUGGAUAUAACUCAAAAAUGGGCGUUAUCUUACUAGUUGUGGUCGUCAGGCACUUUUUUCCAAAUUUAGUUCCAAAAAAACGUUACGAUAUGGAUUGUAAUAAUUUUCCCGUAGUUAACCAAUUACUUAAUGAUCAAGAAAAUUUGAAUUAUGAUUUGUCACUUUUCGAGUCUGUUUUAAACAAUUUCAUGGAAUCGAAGAGGAAUUCAAGUAACAGUUUAGCGUCGACGACGUUUGAUUUGUCUGCGGCGCAAAAUAAUAAUUUAAAUUUCAUGGACAAUCAGCUGUCGUUAACAAAUUUAAAUUUCUAUAAUCAGUCUGUGAUUGAUGAAUCAUUGAAUGAACAAUUAGUGUUUCAAGAUAAAGACUCGACCUUUUCUCUUCUAGGUUCAAAGGAAGAUUCCGGCCUAGUGAAGAGCAACGGUGGUGCAGGCGGGGAGAGCGGAGGUCUUCAGGUCCUGGAUGGCCUGCACAAUUCCGGGGGCCAUGGGGGAGCCCCCAAUACCAGUGAUGCCCCGUCCAACGACAAACCCCUCAAACAAAAGAGGCAUAGGACUCGCUUCACACCCGCACAACUUCAGGAACUUGAAAGAAGUUUCUCAAAGACACAUUAUCCCGAUAUAUUUAUGAGAGAAGAAUUGGCCAUGCGUAUAGGACUCACAGAAUCCAGAGUACAGGUAUGGUUUCAGAAUCGAAGAGCGAAAUGGAAAAAACGGAAGAAGACCACAAACGUUUUUCGAAGUCCGGGUGCUCUCUUGCCCUCCCACUCUCUACCCCCAUUCGGAUCCAUGGGCGACGGCUUCUGUUCCUUCGGACCUGCGACUGAUACGCGGUGGCCCAUGUCCCAGAUGGGUUCUCCAGGACUUCCCCUGGGUCCAUCCCUUUCCAGGCAACCUGCUUUGGCGCAGUCACUUUCACAACACAGUGCGGCAGCAGCAGCUGCGGCUAUGGGAGGCAUGAAUCAGUAUAUGGCUGUACAAGUGUCUUCCCAGCUGGUUCCCAAUUCUCUGCCCUCCAUCACGACGAGCACCUCCUGCUCACCCAUGUACCAGUCGCCUAUGUAUGGGGGACUCAACUCCCUUAACACAGGGGGUCCCACUGCAGUCGCCCCACCCACAGGACUAGCGCCCGUUACAGCGGGUAUUGCGGCGGCUGGCAUGCCGACUGCAUCAGGGGCGACGCCGCCCAGCUCCUCAGGCUCUUCGUCGCCGCCCCAACUCGCCUGCGCCAUGGGCAUGGGACCGGAGACGAAUGACGUGUGGCGGGGUACCAGUAUCGCCUCAUUGCGGCGGAAAGCGCUGGAGCACACCGCCUCCAUGUCCGUUUUUAGGUGAAGAGACAGGGUCACAACACAUACUAUUCGAGGUAAUUGACAGCUGCAUAGGCGAAAUAAAUACUCAUUUCAAAAACAGUUCUUUCUAUGACAGCAAAAACGGUUGUAGAAAGAAGGGAAAAAAAACGAAUGUAGCUUUGUGUUUUUAUUGUAUCUUGUCACUACAACGCUGGUUCACGGUGAAAAUUACUUUAUUACUGAAUCAUUAAUUACUUUUUUCCUACGGAAACUAAAAUUGUACUUGAGAUAGAAAAUUUUACCUGAAAUUUAAUGAGAGUGAUUAAGAAUAAAAAUUUAACUUAUUUCCAAGAUUUUUGAAGAUUUGUUUUCAGCACAGAAAUUUUUCUUUUUUUUUU